Messenger RNA from Blepharisma stoltei, 597 nucleotides. Lineage: Eukaryota; Ciliophora; Heterotrichea; Heterotrichida; Blepharismidae. The record is from the annotation of a GenBank genome assembly.
AUGGUGACAAGGGUGCUUUUCCUAGUUAUUUGCAAAAUAUUUCUAGUAAGUUCUUGCUUGUGCCCAAGCAUUUACUUGGGAAAUGGGCAUUGUGAUUCAGCGUGCGAUAAUGCCGCUUGUAACUAUGAUCAAGGCGACUGCGAUAAAGGAGGUUCAAGCAGUUCAGAUUCAAAGAGCAUAAUUGCAACCAUCGUGGGAGUUGUGGUUGGGAUUUUUGUUGUUUUUUGGGUGUAAUAAAUAUUUAGAGUUAUAGGCUGCACAAUUUAUUGUAAAUACCGUCAAAAGAAGAAAAUCCAAAUGGAGAGCUAUCAAAAUGACGCUGAAGCGAGUUCAGUAAGAGCCUCAGAUGUAGAAUCGUCUAAGUUACUGACAAAAGACGUAAUCCAAAGAAUAUGUCCUUUAGAAAAUUACUAUAUUGGAAUUCCGAUCGAUGGAGAACCCGUGUGCAACCUUUGCAUGACUGACUUCAAAAUCGGCGACUGGAUCAGACGAACUCAUUGCAUGCAUUCAUUUCAUGCGAAAUGCCUCGAUGAAUGAUUAUUAUAUAAGAAUUUGAAUCCCAAAUGCCCUACUUGUGAUAUGCUGUUUUUGAGAUAG